AUGUAUCGAUUGCAAUUUCGCCGAUGUGCUUCAACGUUUUCAACUCGAUAUACGGCCAAAAAUGAACCUAUACUAGAGUAUCGACGUGGUGGUAAAGAAGUCAAACAGUUGGAAGAGACCCUUAAUGAGUACAAGUCAAAGUUAAAUCGUAUUCCUUGUAUUGUCGAUGGGAAAGAAGUUUGGACAAAUUCCGUUCAACGACAACUUCUUCCAUUCGAUCAUCAACACGUUCUUGCUGAAUAUUGCCUCGCAGAUCCCGCGCUUCUAGAACGAGCAAUUGAGAGUGGAGUCAAAAAUCGAUCCAGGUGGGAACAGAUGCCGGUCGAAGAGCGAGCCAAUAUUUUUCUCAAAGCAGCAGAUCUUGGGUCCGAUUUAAAAUGGCGUUCUCGACUUCUGGCUUCGACAAUGCUCGGUCAAGGUAAAACAAUUUUCCAAGCCGAAAUCGAUGCUGCUUGUGAAGUGAUCGAUUUUUGGCGUUUCAACGUACAAUAUCUCGCAUCUGCACUUGCCUACUCACCAAUAAGCACUCGCGAUUCGGAAAAUACCUAUAUUCAACGAGGUCUCGAAGGUUUUGUGGCUGCCGUUUCGCCAUUCAACUUUACUGCCAUCGGUGCUAAUCUUGCUUCAUCGCCGGCUCUUAUGGGCAAUACGGUUCUAUGGAAAUCAGCCAGUACAGCUAUACUAUCCAAUUAUGUGGUUUAUAAACUUCUCGAAGAAGCCGGGCUUCCGCCAGGUGUUAUUCAGUUUGUACCAUCAAAAGGUGGAGAUUUUGGACGAGCAAUUACUCGGUCACCCCAUCUAGCAGCAAUUACAUUCACGGGUAGCACAGACACAUUCAUGACACUCUGGAAAUGGGUAGCUGACAAUAUUGACAACUAUCGGACAUUUCCUCGUAUGAUUGGAGAAUGUGGUGGCAAGAAUUUUCAUUUGAUUCAUUCAUCAGCCGAUCCAACAACAAUUGUCUAUGCCACUAUUCGUUCUGCAUUCGAAUACAGUGGUCAAAAAUGUUCGGCAUGUUCUCGAGUCUACUUACCACGUUCGAUGUCGAAAACGUUUUUUGCUCAUAUGAAAUCAAUCAUGAUGAAUGAAUUAAAAAUUGGAUCGCCUCUUCAACACGAAACGUUCACAUCGGCCGUUAUCGAUCGAGCAUCAUUUGAUAAUAUCCGUAACUACAUCGAAUAUGCUCGAUCAUCACCAACGACCAAAAUUCUUGUUGGUGGUCAGUGUGACGAUUCAGUUGGGUUUUAUGUUCAACCGACUCUAAUCGAAACAACCGAUCCCAAAGACAAAUUGAUGUGUGAGGAAAUUUUCGGUCCUAUUCUCACUGUUUAUGUUUACGAGGAUGAUAAGUACGAUGAAACCCUCGAACUCAUCGAUCAAACAUCGAACUAUGCAUUGACCGGAUCGAUCUUUUGUAAAGAUGAAAACGUUCUCAAGAAGACGCGUGCACGUUUGAUGCAAGCCAUGGGAAAUCUCUACAUAAAUGAUAAAUCAACUGGUGCCGUUGUCAAUCAACAACCGUUCGGUGGUGCUCGCCUUUCGGGUACGAAUGAUAAAGCCGGUGGACCUCAUUAUAUCUUUCGAUUUUCCUCGCCAUUGGCUGUAAAAAAUAUGAAAGAACCAUUGAAAACGUUCAAGCACGCUUCCAUGGAGUAA
Rotaria socialis is the source of this 1656-nucleotide messenger RNA. The record is from the annotation of a GenBank genome assembly. Lineage: Eukaryota; Metazoa; Rotifera; Eurotatoria; Philodinida; Philodinidae.